Molecule: messenger RNA, 687 nt
Organism: Batrachochytrium dendrobatidis JAM81
Lineage: Eukaryota; Fungi; Chytridiomycota; Chytridiomycetes; Rhizophydiales
Exons: 1
Coding region: 1-624 (207 amino acids)
Biological process (GO): glutathione metabolic process
Molecular function (GO): glutathione transferase activity
Source: RefSeq, a predicted model, not a curated record
AUGACAUCAACUACCGCUUAUCCCAAACUGAAGCUGAGCUAUUUUGGCAUCAAAGGCCGAGCAGAAGUGAUUCGUCUUACACUUCAUAUUGCUGGCAUUCCAUUCGAAGAUGCUCGUAUUAAUGGCGAAGCCUGGAAACAGCUAAAGCCUCAAACUCCAUUUGGCCAGAUGCCCACUCUCACUGUCAAUGAUACUACUAUCAUUUCCCAGUCCGCUGGUAUCUUACGAUAUGCUGGCACUCUUGCUGGCCUCUACCCUUCCACCGAUGCAUUGAAGGCCACUUUUGUUGACCAAAUCCUUUUCCACUUGGAAGACAUCAAUGUCGUUGUUGCCGCCACAUACAAGAAUGAGACGGAUGUCUGCAAAAAAAUUGCAGAGGAUAAGCUGCCAGCUAUGCUUGCUGAUCUGGAAAAGGUAGUGGAGGAACAUGGCAAAGGACCAUUUGCUGUUGGGGACCAUUUGACAGUAGCUGAUGUGAGUAUCUAUGAUGUGAUUGGAUUCCUUCAGUCAGGCGACCUCCGAGGAAUUCCUACUACUAUUGCAGAUGGAUAUGAAAGAAUCAGCCAAAUCUGUGCUCAUGUAGGCCAGAUCCCAAAAGUUGUCGAGUGGGAAGCUGCUCACUAAGGUCAUAUUCAUGUCAAAUGGAAGCGUGCCGAGUGCAUAAUAAACAGUCUCAUGCAAUGAUAA